This is a messenger RNA of Pungitius pungitius (ninespine stickleback), 2740 nucleotides long. RefSeq names its product secretory carrier-associated membrane protein 1-like. Gene Ontology annotation, biological process: protein transport. The record is from RefSeq and is a predicted model, not a curated record. NCBI's taxonomy places the organism in Eukaryota, Metazoa, Chordata, Actinopteri, Perciformes, Gasterosteidae. The transcript has 9 exons. Bases 548 to 1504 code for a protein of 318 amino acids. Gene Ontology annotation, cellular component: recycling endosome membrane; trans-Golgi network membrane.
AAAGCGGUCCGCAUGUAGCUGCAGGUCAGAACUCGGUCUGCCUCGGCGUGCUGGUGCGAUAAAAUCCGAUGAUAAACAUGAACAAUAACAUAAACAGAGGUGAUUGAUGGCUCCACACAGGGGCGGGUUCACCUCCUGCUGCCCCAGCGCGCCGUCCGACACGGUGCAGGACGCAAAGCGGCGGACCAGCGGGCCUUAUGACGUGACACGAGACAGACCUACAACAUGAGGAUCCUAUUUCAAACGGGGGGAGGGGGCUUAACCGCAGAUUUCAAGAUGAAAACUUGGUGAAUGCGCUUGUUUGGCUGUGCAAUAGGGUGACAUUAAACAUUAAGAUACCCUGAAAUAUUCAUUACCCUGGUCUGGUGACAAGUUGCAGCGUGUGUGUGUGUGUGUGUGUGUGUGUGUGUGGAGCAGAAGAAGCGAUGCUCUCAGAAACCCAAGAGUCAGAGACACAGCACGGAGCAGGAUAAGGUUUGCACUGCAGAUUGGAUGCAACUCUUGAGCGGCGUUUUGAAUGAAACUUGCCCGUGACUGACAGCCGCUGAUGGAUCCGUCGGUGACACAAGUCCGACAGGCGGCUCCUCGGGGCUUGGAGGAGUACAAUCCCUUCACGGACGCCAAAUCGCCCCCGGGGAUGGCGCCCAAGGCCGCGGCGCCCUCCGUCAGCACGCAACCCGCCAUCAUGAAGCCCACAGAGGAGCCGCCGGCCUACACGCAGUCUCGCACGCAGGAGCAGUCGGGGGCCGCCGCUGAGCUGCUGAGGAGACAGGAGGAGCUGGAGAGGAAAGCUGCCGAGCUGGACCGCCGGGAGAGGGAAAUGCAGUCGCUGAGCGCCUCAGGAGGCAGGAACAACAACUGGCCCCCCCUCCCUGAGAAGUUCCCCGUGGGCCCCUGUUUCUAUCACGACAUCGCGGUGGACAUCCCUGUGGAGUUCCAGAAGACGGUGAAGAUCAUGUACUACCUGUGGAUGUUCCACACGGGGACGCUGCUGGCCAACAUGUUCGGCUGCCUGGCCUGGUUCUGCGUGGACGCGUCUCGCGGCGUGGACUUCGGCCUGUCCAUCCUGUGGUUCAUGCUCUUCACGCCCUGCGCCUUCGUCUGCUGGUACAGGCCGCUCUACGGCGCCUUCAGGAGCGACAGCUCAUUCAGGUUCUUCGCUUUCUUCUUCGUGUACAUCUGUCAGGUCGGCGUCUACGUGAUGCAGUGCAUCGGCAUCUCCAGUUGGGGCGCCAGCGGGUGGAUCUCGGCUCUGACUUGCCUGAAUCGCAGCAUCCCGGUGGGAAUCAUAAUGAUCCUCAUCGCCGCGCUCUUCACGUCGGAGGCCGUCAUGUCGCUCAUCAUGUUCAAAAAGGUCCACGCGAUGUACCGCACCACCGGCGCCAGCUUUGUGAAGGCCCAGCAGGAGUUCGCCACGGGCGUCAUGACCAACAAGACGGUCCAGACGGCCGCCGCAACCGCCGCCUCCAGGGCCGCGCAGGGAGGCUUCAAGGAGCAGAUCUGAUUGGCUCUCAUCUCCUCCUCCUCACUCACUGGAGCCAACUGUCCUGUUUGAACACACGGAGUGCCCCCCCCCCCCCCCCCCCCCCUUCAGACAACAGAUUCAAUCAUGACGGCGGCCCCCAUCAGCCUCGCUGUGUGUGUGUGUGUGUGUGUGUAUUCCAUCGGCCCCAUUAAGAAUCCCCCCCCCCCCCCCCCUCGCAGUCGUCAUCAGCCCGAUAACCACGUCCUGUUUUUAGGUUCCGGUUGCCCUGUUACAUGCGAGAUGUUUCUGCUCAUGUGUUCGUGAUCCCCAGAGGAUGAAUCCCUGUCCGAGGAGCAGGAGGCGAGGUCCUUGGCGGGGGACUUGGGGGAUUUUCUGGUUGAAGUAUCGCUUUAAAGUUUGCGUUGGAGUAUUUUUUUUUUUGUGUUGUGGAGUUUUGCCAAGUUGCACUUUAACUCUUUGUCUACAUAUGGAAGUAUAUUUAUAGCAAGUCGCAGGUCGUCGCCGUCCUUUUCUUCGUGUUGUGAAGGACUGAGAUGUUUGUACAGCUUUUAUUCUGAAGGGGAAAAUGUCACUCGUCUCCAGCUUUUCUCCGUUUUUCUCAGGAUGUGCUCUUCGCGUGCAUGACCAGGUUAAGAUGAUAUGCGAUUGUAUAGAACCCCCCCCCCCCCCCCCUGUUUUUAAAUACAUGUGCUGUAAAUCAAUCUAUAAAUGGGUGGCUAAUGUCGACGUGGUGCUCUGAUGACUCUGAUGUUUAUUCAUCAUUCACUGAACUCCAGCAAUCAAAAGCAUCAAAUCUGAAGGUGAUUCUUUCUUUUUUUGGGGGUCUAGUUCAUUUCCACUAUGUGCUCAUUAAAGAAAGCAACAUGUCGACUGCAUUUCCUCCUGCCGAGAUGUCUCUGAAUGUGUCCCGUCUGAAGCCAGUGGAGCCGGGGCAGCUUUCGGGAGGAGUGUCAAUGGAGCCAAUUUGGGGCCUUUAAGUCGUAAUCAGAGUUUUUUUUUUGAACGAAAUAUCCAAUGUGUGACAUGUGGUGAGGACUUCGGGUUGCUAUGGGAACUGUGAUGGGCUGUGCUUCAUGACCAUUGAUUCGAUGGCAUCUCCAACUAUGACACUAAAAAAACUGAAUAUUUGUACUGACUCUUUUCUCUUAAAUCAGCGGGUUUCGAAAGAUGAACCGUGGCCCGACCUUCAGUCGCAUGUUGUAGUUUUGUAUAUUUAUUGUAUUAACACUGAAUAAAAGGCUCCUUCUGUACGUA